Messenger RNA from Erythranthe guttata (spotted monkey flower), 525 nucleotides. Its product is annotated as pectinesterase inhibitor-like. Gene Ontology annotation, molecular function: pectinesterase inhibitor activity. The record is from RefSeq and is a predicted model, not a curated record. Gene Ontology annotation, biological process: negative regulation of catalytic activity. NCBI's taxonomy places the organism in Eukaryota, Viridiplantae, Streptophyta, Magnoliopsida, Lamiales, Phrymaceae.
AUGGCAGCUUGUAAUAAGUCUGUGUUGGUCACCGUGACUGUAGCAGUAUCGAUGAUGUUGAUUUGCUGCCACGUAAGCGAGGGUGCCGCCAACGAUUUGAUAAGCAAAGUGUGCUCCGAGGCGAAAAACCCGUCGGUGUGCGAAAGCGUACUGAGGCCCGUCCGGGGUUCGAAAGGGGCCGAUCUUCCCAGUCUGGCCAAAACCGCGUUGGAGCAAGGGAUCGACGUCGUCGAGCAGUCGUUGGCCGCGAUCACGUUGAUUAGAGGCGACUGUACGGAUUUCUACACCGACGCGAUUGAUUCGUUGUACUAUGGCAGAGAGAAUCUUGUUUCUCGGGACUGGGAUAAUUUAUACAACAACGCCGUCGAUGCGCUGGAGUCCAUCGCUAAUUGCGACGAUAUACUUACCGCCGAGCCGGGUGACGUCGAGCCGCCGGCGAUCGCCCAGGCCGACCUCACGGCGGAGGACGCCGUUUAUGUGGUUAUAGCCGUUGCUAAAUACGGUCGUAUUACAAAAUUCAUUUAA